This is a messenger RNA of Nelumbo nucifera (sacred lotus), 1524 nucleotides long. Its product is annotated as putative F-box protein At2g36090. The record is from RefSeq and is a predicted model, not a curated record. Gene Ontology annotation, molecular function: protein binding. NCBI's taxonomy places the organism in Eukaryota, Viridiplantae, Streptophyta, Magnoliopsida, Proteales, Nelumbonaceae.
UGACUUCAAAUUUCAAAAAAAUAUAUCAAUCAUUCAAUCCAUUUAGGACAUUAACUGAAAAACCCAAAAAAGGGCCCCUAUUUGUAAUAACUGAAAAUUAGUGCCCUUCAGAAAAUUAAAAGUUAUUGCAUUUUUUAUUGGAUAUUUUAAUGAAGGACCCCAACCACUAUAUAAACUCACUCUGGCCCCUCCUUUCCUGUGCUACGACAAACAGCUUUCUAGCUGCAGGGAACGUACUCUGCUCCACUUCGAAUGGCGAUUUCCGCCUGUAAAUCAUCAGCAAAGACAAUGACGACCGACGAGAAAGAAUGCGGAGCCACCACAACAAUCUCCGCCCUCCACCCCGACGUUGUUCAGGCGCACAUACUCACCCGCCUUGACGGUCCGUCCCUCGCCUCCGUCUGCUGUGCGUCUUCUCAAUUACACGCUCUCUCCAAUGACGAAAGCCUCUGGAGAGACAUGUGCCACUCAACGUGGCCUUCUACAGACACCCCACGCAUCCGUGACAUUGUCUCCAGCUUCCCGGCCGGCGCCCGCUCUUUCUUCUCCGACUCUUUCUCUCUGCUAGUCUCCCCGCAUGACCAAGCACCACCGUCGAAUCUCAAUCCUCCGGUUUCCCCUCCUGAGAUAAUCUCCGCUGUGGAUAUUCAUUACCGAGGCAACCUUCUAUUCUCCAAGGCUCACGAGACAGAGACGCUAUCCGGCUGGUUCCGGUGCUCGCCGUUCCGCGUCGACCUUCUCGACCCGAAAGAAGUUGUUCCCACACCAAUAACAAUCAGCGACGGCACGUGCCAGGACCUCGCGGAAAACCUGAAGCUGAGCUGGAUCGUGAUCGACGCCACCGGGCGGCGAGCGGCGAACCUUUCGAGCUGGAGGCCGGUCUCGGUGCAGCGGCACUGGCUGUCGAGGGAGAUACACGCCCGGUUCGCGACGAUCCUGGCUGGAGAUCGGGGGUCGACGGAAUUCGUGCAGUGCGGGAUAGUCGUAACCUGUGGAGGAUGCGAAGGAGGGGAGAUGCAGAUGAGGGAGGUGAGCUUGCAGGUGGAGGACAUGGAUGGAACAAACUUGAACGGGAAGGACAGUUUGGUAAUUAUGCAGAGAGCGAUGCAGAGGGGAGAGAGAAAGAAGGGAAGGAAAGGGGAAGGGAAAGAGAGAUACGAGGAGUUGUUGAGAAGGAAGGCAGAGAGGAAAGAAAGGAAGCUGAGACGCGAAGGGCGGUUGGAUUCGAUGUGUAUGGCUUUUUCCGUCUUGUUCUUCGCCUCCGUUUGGAUGCUUUGCUUGUUCCGGUAAAAUCAGCUUUUGUUAUUAUUAUUACUUUUUUUUUUUUUUUUACUUUUUAACUUUGGAGGAGGGGGUAUUGAUUGUACGGUUAAAGGGUUAGUUAUUACAGUUAAAAAGCCGAAGAAAGAGGCAAAGAGCAGAGCCAAAAUAAAGGGGACGAAAGAAAACCGGCCAUCUCCUGUCCCCAAAUAACUUGGUUACUUGUACAGUGAAACUAUGAAUAAAUAUUGAUAUUUAAUUUUA